AAGCUUCCAAAGGAGGUUGUGGAAUCCCCUUCAGUGGAGGUUUUUAUGAACAGAUUGGACAAACACCUGCCAGAAACGUUCUGGUUUACUUGUGCCAAAUUCAGUGCAAACUGGGGGUUCGACUUGAUGGCCUCUCAAUGUCCAUUCCAGCGUUUCAUUUCUAUGAUAGUCCAGAUGAUCAUGAAAACAAAGAGCAUGAGAUAAUUUAUUUAGACGUAGUCCCUGCCUGUGGGAGAGUUUAAGAACCCCUCCUGUAUGACAAAAAUGGACUCAAACAUGCUUUUGUCUUCUGAACAUUAGAUGUUGCCACUGGGCAAAAAGCAUCUCUGUAAAACACACUUUAUUAAUAUACAUAAAAUGUAAAAACUAAAACAAACUUUCCCUCAAACAUAUUAAAACAUAAUAGUUUAUGAAUGGAAUCAGAUUAAUUGACAAAAUACUUGUGACAUUUCAACUUUAUAGCAUUAUCUCCCAAAUGAAUUAGAAAAUAUGUAUUAUUCCCCCAAACAUUUAGGGGGAGAAUUUUCAAAGACCAAAAUGGCAGGUAGGUGCAAAAUGAAAGCCUUUGAACAUCCCCAUCUUGGGUACCAAAUCUGCCUUCUGUUACAUAUAUGAAACGUCUAUUGAAAGAUUAUUUAUAGGAAUUGUACCAGGCUAACUGAAAGCAAAAUUUGGGACUUUAAGGGUUUAUGAUUUUUAUACCUAUAAUUUUGUUAUGCAUUUCACAACAUAUCAAACAUAGGAUGUCUGUUUCCCAUAAGAUACGUUUUUACUAGUUUCUCUUGUAUGUGUAGUCAUUGUCUCAAGUUUUCUGCGCAUGAACAUUUUUCAGUUUCUAAAUCUAUAAGGAUCCUUCCACUUCCUCCAGAUGUUAUUUUGCUUGCUUGCUACGUAUGGGAAGCCAGACCAUUUUCCAUAACCCUGUGGACUGAUUAAGUGCUCUACAGACCAGAGCUGCUAAUGAGCUUUGUUUCAAGCAUAUGUGUUCAUAUGUCAACACUUUCGCAUAUGUCAAAAGGUUAAAAAUGGAAACAUUUUUUUCCUUUAAGAAAACAGACACCCAAAUAAGGAGAUGACUGAGCACUUAAGAUUCCCCUAGUGAAUCGCUUCCAGCUUGUUCCUUAGAAAGGCUUCACGUGAAAGGUCGGGUGGGGAGGGGAGGCACACCAGGGAUUUGGGCUGCAUCCAAAAUAUUGAGUAAGGGUCUUUGAGACUUUAAAGCUAACUACAACCAUUCAAGGGUUCACUGCGCUGCACACCUAGAGCAGUGCUCUACUACUUUCUCUAUCUAUUUUUAAGACUGUUUACUACAAGUUUGUUCUUGCAAAGCUUUUCCUCUCUUGUGUGAGAGACACACAACCCCAUCCUCCAACAAAAAUGGAAGCCAUCAAGAAAAAGAUGCAGAUGCUGAAGCUAGAUAAGGAGAAUGCAAUUGAUAGAGCUGAACAGGCUGAAGCAGACAAAAAAGCAGCUGAGGACAAGUGCAAACAGGUAGAGGAUGAGCUGGUGGCACUGCAGAAGAAGUUAAAAGGAACUGAAGAUGAACUGGAUAAAUACUCAGAAGCUCUCAAAGAUGCUCAAGAAAAACUGGAACAGACUGAUAAGAAGGCAACAGAUGCAGAAGGUGAAGUGGCAGCUUUGAAUCGGCGUAUCCAGCUGGUGGAAGAGGAGCUGGAUCGUGCCCAAGAACGUCUGGCAACAGCCCUGCAGAAACUGGAGGAGGCAGAGAAGGCAGCAGAUGAAAGCGAGAGAGGUAUGAAGGUUAUUGAAAACAGAGCAAUGAAGGAUGAAGAAAAAAUGGAAAUUCAGGAGAUGCAGCUGAAAGAGGCUAAGCAUAUUGCUGAGGAGGCUGAUCGCAAAUAUGAAGAGGUUGCACGUAAACUGGUCAUUUUGGAGGGUGAACUAGAGAGAGCCGAGGAACGUGCUGAGGUGUCAGAACUAAAAUGCAGCGACCUUGAAGAAGAACUAAAAAAUGUCACUAACAACCUAAAGUCCCUGGAGGCUCAGUCUGAGAAGUACUCCGAAAAAGAGGAUAAAUAUGAAGAAGAAAUCAAGCUUCUCUCUGACAAACUCAAGGAGGCUGAAACACGUGCUGAGUUUGCAGAAAGAACGGUUGCUAAACUGGAAAAGACUAUUGAUGAUCUGGAAGAUGAGCUGUAUGCUCAGAAGCUGAAGUACAAAGCUAUCAGUGAGGAGCUUGACCACGCUCUCAAUGAUAUGACCUCUUUGUAAAUGCAUUUCCUCUUUUGGCUUUGCCUUGGUGCACUAAGAUUCUGCCUUUAAUACCAGUCUCUGAGUAAUUCCUAGUACUAGUCUUUCAAUCUUUUUCUGUAAAAACUGAAUUAAAUAAAAACAAGCUACCUUGAUACCUGUACAUUCUCUGCUUUUUUUCUUUUCCAUGAUUAAUGACAUAACUAAUGUCCUUCUUUUAAUUGGUUCUUUUAUAACAUGUCUGGUCAGAUUUUAGCAGAGCCCUGUAAUUCUCACUAGGAUACUUUUAGGAGAAUUAGUUUCAUUGUACUCAGAUUGCUUCUUUAAAAACCAAAACCUAUCCAGUUGUUAGUUAAAAUGUAAGUGACGGGUCACAUAACAAAACUGGAAGAAAGUUCAAAUAAAGUGGCAUGCAGACAAAAUAAAAAAAAUAAUAUAAAUCCCACCUGUAGCACUCAUAUUACUUCAGUGGUUAUUUAUUUCCUGGACAGCAGUGACUAUAAUGAACGCGCAAACACUCAACCUGAGGCAGCAAAAACAGAUCCAGAGAUACACUUGCUGUGCUGUUGAUGCCCCUUUGUGUGCUGCGUCAAAAUAAAACCACUCACAACAUGUAAACUGAUGAAUGCUGUCAUAACUAGUAUCUUAAAUCAACUACUCCUUGAACAGAAGGAUUUUAGCCAGUUUGUUCCUGUCCAAGCAAAUUUGAAUCUGAUUACAACUUUGAGAGACAUUAAAUCAAAAGCUUAAUUACAAUCUGAAUAUAACAUCCAUUGUCUGAUAUUCAUUUAAUAAUGUCCAGUCAUUUAUAGAUAUUUCUAUUGAUACUUGCAUGUUGAUUAAGGACAAUGUUAUGUGGAUUCUAAACUGUCUGGAGGAUCCCUAAAUAACUAUUAUAAAUAACAGUGUCCUGUGAAAAACUACAGGGAUCUGUUAGGUCUGAUCUUAUUCAUUGCAUUCAUAGGAGUUGCAGACACCAGUGAAAGGGAGAAAUAAUCCAAAGGAAUUUAAAGAAAUACCUGUUAACAGCAAGCUAAUGCCUCUAAUCAGAAAAAUCCAAAUACUCUUCAAUUUUCAGCUGUGUCCAUAUGACACCAUGGGAGAUAGGUAACAAUCCUUCUGCGUACAACACUUUAGUAACCACACCUGGAAUAUUUUGUUUAGUUCUGUACACUUCAUUAAAUUGACAAAUGGGAGGGACUUCAGCAAGGAAGCUCAGAAAAGAUAACUAGAAUGGCCAGGAGGUUGAAAAGUAAACUAUAAAGAAGUUGAACUAUGCAUAGUUAGAGCUCUGAAUCUAAACGACAAUGGCCACAGUAGAAGAUGGAGAUAAGUCUACAGAGUGUGUAAACAGGGGAUGGAGUGUAAAAAUGGGAUGAAGAACUAUUAGCAUACUAAAAAGGGAUUAAAUUGAGAAAUUGAAAUUGAGAAGGGUUUUAUCUUGAGUAAGGAACUGUGCCAAAUUGAAUCUAGUAACUCGAAAAAUUCAGCGUAUUAGAACACUCUUGUUAAGACUUUAAAUGUGCAUAACUUGGAUUUCUGUUUCAAGAAAAGAAACAAACAUUCAGCAUAUAUGUAUGACCUUGAAUCUGACUCUGCUGGUUUGGCCAAAUGCAUAGUUCCUAUUUUAGAUUUGAAGCUAAAAAUAAACAAACAGUGCUUUUCUGUAAGACAACUAGCAUUUUUGAACUAUUACGGUAUUUUGUGCUAUAGUUGAAAAAUAAUUAUAAAUUCUACUCUCUUUUCCUGCAUGAAGUCUUUAUGCCUGAUGUCAACAAAUAGAGGAAGAAAGAAUUAUUCAAAUAUAUUAGGAAAACUAUCAUGAAUAAAAAAAUUAAUGCAAUAUUGUAGUUGAGUUUUGAAAAGCACAAUAGUCAGGAAAGCCUUAGAGUUCCUCAUGCAAAUAUAACUCAACCCCCUCACACUUUGUAGAUGCUUAAAUUUCACACAUUGAAAUGAGCAACCUGGCCCUAACUUGAGCUGCAGACCAUCCCUGGUCAUCCAGUCCCAGCUUUUGGCAGUCAGUCAACCUGAUUGGCAGAAGCUGGGAUUGGAUGACCAGGGAUGGAUCAUUCAAUAAUUGCCCUGGUUUGUUCGCUCCCUCUGAAGCAUCUGGCAGUGGCCAUCAUCAGAGAAAGGAUACAGGGCUAAGUGAACUAUUGAUCUAACCCAGUAUGGCCAUUCUUAUUUCUAACUCAUACUUGAAACUAAAAGCAACAGAAGUUUAUACCUUGGACUGACAUUGAAAUCGAACUAGGAGAGACCUGUGGAAAGUUUCUAGGCGAUGAUAAAAGGGGUAAAAAACAAGGGUGAUGUCAUGAUAGGGGUCUACUACAGACCAUCUAAUCAGGAACAAGAGAUGGAUGAG
Molecule: messenger RNA, 4579 nt
Organism: Chelonoidis abingdonii (Abingdon island giant tortoise)
Lineage: Eukaryota; Metazoa; Chordata; Testudines; Testudinidae
Gene: TPM4
Product: tropomyosin 4
Source: RefSeq, a predicted model, not a curated record